This is a messenger RNA of Colletotrichum orchidophilum, 183 nucleotides long. RefSeq lists its product as uncharacterized. Bases 1 to 183 code for a protein of 60 amino acids. NCBI's taxonomy places the organism in Eukaryota, Fungi, Ascomycota, Sordariomycetes, Glomerellales, Glomerellaceae. The record is from RefSeq and is a predicted model, not a curated record. The transcript has a single exon.
AUGCGCACUCGGCAAAAGACGUUAUACGGCGUAUGCCCCGGGCUGUCUGUGCGACCUUGUUAUGCGAUUUCAGCCGAUGCACUUAUUAUCCACGAACCAGUUCUUCGGAUACUGGGCCGUGGAUCGAAGACAGCAGGCUCAAAACACUUGUCUCAACUACCCGCGCCCAGCUGCUGGAUCUGA